This is a messenger RNA of Oppia nitens, 1157 nucleotides long. RefSeq lists its product as uncharacterized. The transcript is spliced from 3 exons. The record is from RefSeq and is a predicted model, not a curated record. Gene Ontology annotation, molecular function: protein binding. The coding region runs from base 39 to 1157 and encodes 372 amino acids. NCBI's taxonomy places the organism in Eukaryota, Metazoa, Arthropoda, Arachnida, Sarcoptiformes, Oppiidae.
AAUUUACUACCAGUGCAAAACUCAACUACAACAACAACAUGAGAGUCAGACAUUGGACACUGAAUCUACUAUUAGUACAGCUAUUGCACCAAAUAUACAGCACCAGUAGGUCAUCAUCGGUGUUAUCGGCACCGGCUAUAUGUCCGCCAGCCUAUACAGUCUAUCCGUGCGACUGUAGUACCCGAUUAUCCCAAUUUAAUUGCGGCAAAACUAUAUCAUCAAAUCUGGUACUGAAACAAAUAUUUCAAGAGUCUAGUCGUCAACUAAUACCGUCAACAGAUAGUGGACAGCCAUCAGUGGUUAUAUACGAAAAAUUUCAGUUUCAAAACUCAAUAGUCGACUCCAUUGAAUCGGAUACUCUGGACAGGUAUGCCUUCCGGGAGUUGGCCAUCGAUCACAAUGACUAUCUCGAAACAAUACAUACGGAAGCAUUUAAGUCCACUUACGGUAUUACCGAUCGGGUAGUAUUGGAAGCCAAUCCAUCACUCGGGCGCCGGGAUGACAGUGUCGACCAGCUAUUUCGGGUAUUGAGUCAGUUCCUCAAUGCCAGUCUCAUACAUGUUGUCGACUGUGGCCUCAAGUAUAUACCGGCCGAUGCUUUUCGACAAAUCUCUGGCCCGCAAUCACGUCUACGUAGGCUAUCGUUGGCCAACAAUCGUAUCGGUAGUAUAGGUGAUCGGGCAUUCAGCCAAUUGCCCAGUAUUUCCUAUCUGUCCCUACAAAACAAUCUUAUCGAUCGACUGGACCCGCAAUCACUGACAUUCAGUGAUCCACAUGUUGUCCGCGACAGCGGCGGCGGUGGCGGCGGCCGUGCUAUCGGUGGCCAUCUGUUUAUCGAUUUGAGUAAAAAUCGUCUCAAUUCGACAUCAUUCCGGUCGGGUUCACUACUGGCCAUUGGCCGACCCUAUGUUGAUCUACAACUAUCCGAUAACCUGAUUGACUAUCUAAAUGAAUCGCUGGUCAAACCAUUGUUUAAAUUACGGUCAGUUACUCUGAAAUUAUGGCGCAAUCCUAUCAAUUGUAGCGAUUGUCGUAUGCGAUGGACAACCGCUGAAAAACAUUGCGGCGGUAAUCAUAAUAAUAACCUAACCAUCAGUUAUGGCCAACGUAUUGACUUUCAGUGUCGGCUAUUCAAAGAUAAUUUCCGACAUUCUUAA